Messenger RNA from Arabidopsis thaliana (thale cress), 1167 nucleotides. Its product is annotated as F-box family protein. The record is from RefSeq and is marked reviewed. The transcript has a single exon. NCBI's taxonomy places the organism in Eukaryota, Viridiplantae, Streptophyta, Magnoliopsida, Brassicales, Brassicaceae. Bases 1 to 1167 code for a protein of 388 amino acids.
AUGACGACAAUUUCCGAUCUAUCAGAUGAUUUGGUAGGUGAUAUUCUUUCUAGGGUUCCAUUUACAUCUCUAAUCUCAGUGCGAUCUACUUGUAAAAAGUGGAAUGCUUUAUCGAAAAAUCAGAUCUUUGGUAGAAAAACAGCAGCAAGGAAUCAAUUUCUAGAGUUCAUGAUUCUAGAUUCUAGAGUUUGUUCUUUGAGAUUAGAUCUUCAAGGAAUCCGUAACGAAGACAAAGAAGACUUCGUUGAUCCAUCUAUGAAGCUAAUAAGUAUACCUAGUAAUGAUGAUCAAGUCGAGAUAUCUCAAGUCUAUCAUUGCGAUGGCUUAUUGUUAUGCAUCGCCAAAGAGAACUCGAAUGUCUUUGUGUGGAAUCCGUAUUUGGGGCAAACGAAAUGGAUUCGACCAAGAAACACAUUCCACAGAUAUGACAGGUUUGCUCUUGGAUACGACAACAACCGUAACCACAAAAUCUUGAGGUUUCUCUAUGAUGAAGAGAGCAACGAAAGCAGUCGAAGAACUCACAUUGAUGUAUACGAUUUUAGCUCUGAUUCAUGGAGGGUUCUUGAUGUCAAUCCUGACUGUGAUAUACCGUUUUAUCAGACCGGAGUGUCUUUGAAGGGAAAUACUUACUUCUUCGGUCAAGAAGUGACACAAGCGACGAAAGUAACAGAGAUUGAAACUUGUUUACUCUGUUUUGAUUUUACAACAGAGAGAUUUGGACCGUGUUUGCCUCUGCUGUUUUACCCUCCCUGUCCUAGUUUUGAAACUGUGACUCUAUCUUGGGUUAGAGAUGAGAAGCUCGCUGUGUUAUACAACCACUACGUCACAGCUGAGAUUAUAGAGAUUAGGAUUUCGACUAAGAUUGAACCCAAUGCGGUAUCCUGGAGCUCUUUUUUGACUGUGGAUAUGUCACUAGUCAAUGGUUUACCGGAUCAUUUUUCGAUGUACUUUGAAGCUAAGAGCUUCUUCAUUGACGAGGAGAAGAAAGUUGUUGUGCUUUUUGAUAGUAAAGAGAUCAAGACCUGUCGCUACCAAAUGGCUUACAUCGUUGGAGAUGAUGGAUACUUCAAAUCUGUCAACAUUGGAGUAAGUCCGAAUUCCCAGCGGAAACCAGGCAGACUUGUGUGCUCUUCUUAUGUUCCAAGUUUAGUUCAACUGCAAGAUUAG